AUGUUAUUUCCUAUCGCUGUUCUUUCUCUCGGUGUUGUCUUUGCCUCUUCUGCCGCUGCUCAGCAGGUUUUUGACGUUACGGUGGGGAGUUCCAAUGGAAGUCUCAUCUACACCCCCAGCUCCCUUUCCGCUGCUGCAGGGGACCAAGUCGUUUUCCACUUCGAGCAAAAGAACCACACAGCCUCACAGUCGACUUUUGAAGAUCCCUGCCAUCUAGUUGACGGCGGAUUUGACUCCGGGUUCAUGCCCGUCCCGUCAAACCAGACAAACGAUUUCCCGACGUUUACGGUCACUGUCAAUGAUACCAAUCCUGUCUGGGUUUACUGCCGCCAAGCCGCGAACACUCCCCAGAGUCACUGCGGUAAUGGAAUGGUCUUCGCUGUGAACCCUGGACCCGAUGGUUCCUCCAACUCGUUCGCCAACUAUCUGCAGAACGCUUUGAAUCAGGGUGCUGCAUUGAAGUCAUCGGUCUCGUCCUCUGCUGCGUCUACUGUGUCUGCUGCCUGGACCACCGCCGCGUAUGGUGGCGUCACCAUCCCCGCCCAGCCGACGCCCAUCGUAGUUACGGAGACAAUCACAGUUCAGGGAUCAUCAUGGGUCUCGGUGUACCCGUCGUACAUUGGCUCCCCAGAGCCCACGCCUGUCUCCCUACAGGGCGCAGUCCACACCGUCGUUGUCGGCGGCGCCAAUGGUGAGCUCACUUACACGCCGUCGAAUAUUACGGCCCAGCCUCGAGAUACGGUCGUCUUCGAGUUCCACCAGAAAAAUCACACCGCGACUCAGUCCUCCUUCCCUGAUCCUUGCCGUAUUCUGACGAACGCUACCACUGAUCAGGUCAUCGGCUUGGACUCCGGAUUUCGACCAGUGGCUGCUAAUGCGACCGAGUUCCCCACAUGGAACUUCACCGUCAACGACACCGCUCCCACAUGGUUCUACUGCAAGCAGCACACCCCGACCGGUGCCAGCCACUGUGGUUCAGGAAUGGUUUUUGCCGUGAACGCAGUCGCGGACAGCCCGCGCAACUUCUCAGCGUUCCAGGAGCUCGCGAUGGAACUCAACGGCACCAAUGCCAACAGCAGCUCCGGUUCAGGCUCAGGGUCCGGCUCUGCCUCUGGUUCCUCAUCCAAUAGUGCUGAGGCAAGCUUCGGCGCUCAGCUCGCGUUCGCGCUCGGCUCGGUGCUCGCUGUCGCCGUUGCACUUUUGUGA
Molecule: messenger RNA, 1206 nt
Organism: Sparassis crispa
Lineage: Eukaryota; Fungi; Basidiomycota; Agaricomycetes; Polyporales; Sparassidaceae
Exons: 7
Coding region: 1-1206 (401 amino acids)
Source: RefSeq, a predicted model, not a curated record